Oryza brachyantha (malo sina) is the source of this 2240-nucleotide messenger RNA. RefSeq names its product glucan endo-1,3-beta-glucosidase 8-like. Bases 615 to 2090 code for a protein of 491 amino acids. Gene Ontology annotation, molecular function: hydrolase activity, hydrolyzing O-glycosyl compounds. Lineage: Eukaryota; Viridiplantae; Streptophyta; Magnoliopsida; Poales; Poaceae. The record is from RefSeq and is a predicted model, not a curated record. Gene Ontology annotation, biological process: carbohydrate metabolic process. Gene Ontology annotation, cellular component: plasma membrane. The transcript has 2 exons.
UCCACCGCCCCGCCGCGUCUUCUGCUCGUCGACGCCGGCGGCGGCGGCAAUCAUCUUUCAAUGCCUCCUUUCUCUUUCCGCUGCUGAUCUCCCCGAUCGCCUCGGCUCCCGUGUACCCAUCACACCCGUCACCGUCUUCUGCUUGUUCGUCUCUCCAACCCGACGUCCCUGUCCCUCUGAUUGAUACAUUUACUUCCGGAUCUUGGUUCCUCGAAUUCGCGGCGUUUACACGUGAAUUCAUCCGCUUUUCCGUGCUGUUCUUUUAUGUGUGGGCGGUGAUCGCCGGUGAGAAGUAACCGCGUUUCAGGUGUGCUGGUGGUGUACUCCAGGCUGGGACACGCCGCCAUUGCCGUUCUUGGAGCUCCGCGUUUUUGAGACCGAGCUCGUGGUCUCGUUUAUAAGGAUUGGUUCGUUCGUCUGUUCACGGGCCGCCAUUGUUUGGUUGUGAUCGAGCUUGGCUCUGUUCUCGGAUCGUGAAUCUUGGAGUUGAUUUUUUUUUGGAUAGAAGUACUGGAGUUCUUGGUCGGAGUUCCAUAGCUGUCCAGGAGGCCGCGUUUAUCGCCUGCUGCGAUUGGGAGGGGAUCUAUUGCGGUAGGUGGUGAUCGGCGAACGCGAUGGCGGAUCUCGCCGUGCUCCGGCGGUGGCUCGGCGUGGUGAUGGUGGCAAUGGCGGCGGCCGCGUCGUGGUCCGGCGGUAGCCUCUCGGCGGCGGAGGCGCUGGGGAUGAACUGGGGCACGCAGGCGUCGCACCCGCUGCCGCCCAAGGUCGUCGCGCAGCUGCUCAAGGACAACGGCGUCAAGAAGGUGAAGCUGUUCGAUGCCGACCAGGACACGCUCAGCGCGCUCGCCGGCACGGGAAUCGAGGUCAUGGUCGCCAUCCCCAACGUCAUGCUCGACUCCAUCACGGACUACGAUACUGCCAAGGAGUGGGUCCGGCGCAACGUCUCCCGCUACAACUUCGACGGCGGCGUCACCAUCAAGUACGUCGCCGUCGGGAACGAGCCGUUCUUGGCGGCGUACAACGGCACGUUCGACAAGGUGACGCUGCCGGCGCUGAUGAACAUCCAGAACGCGCUGAACGACGCCGGCCUCGGGGACAGCAUCAAGGCCACCGUGCCGCUCAACGCCGACGUGUACAACUCACCGGCGGACCAGCAGGUGCCGUCGGCGGGGCGGUUCCGCGCCGACAUCGCCGACCUGAUGACGCAGAUGGUGCAGUUCCUGGCCAACAACAGCGCGCCCUUCACCGUCAACAUCUACCCCUUCAUCAGCCUCUACCUCAACGACAACUUCCCCGUCGACUUCGCCUUCUUCGACGGCGGCGCGACGCCGGUGGCCGACAACGGCAUCUCCUACACCAACGUGUUCGACGCCAACUUCGACACGCUGGUGGCGGCGCUCAAGGCGGUCGGGCACGGCGACAUGCCCAUCAUCGUCGGCGAGGUCGGCUGGCCCACCGACGGCGACAAGCACGCCACCGCCGCCUACGCGCAGCGCUUCUACAACGGCCUCCUCAGGCGGCUCGCCGCCAACGCCGGCACGCCGCUCCGGCCGGGGCAGUACAUCGAGGUCUACCUCUUCGGCCUCCUCGACGAGGACGCCAAGAGCGUCGCGCCGGGCAGCUUCGAGCGCCACUGGGGCAUCCUCCGGUUCGACGGCCAGCCCAAGUACCCCGUCGACCUCACCGGACAGGGGCAGAACACCAUGCUCGUGCCGGCCAAGGACGUGCAGUACCUGUCCAGGACGUGGUGCGUCGUCAACACCAACGCCAAGGACACCAGCAAGCUCGCCGACAACAUCAACUUCGCCUGCACCUUCGCCGACUGCACGGCGCUCGGCUACGGCUCCACCUGCGCCGGCAUGGACGCCAACGGCAACGCCUCCUACGCCUUCAACGCCUACUUCCAGGUGCAGAACCAGAAGGACGAGGCCUGCGACUUCCAGGGCCUCGCCAUGCCCACGCAGACUGACCCCUCCACCCCGGCCUGCAACUUCACCGUGCAGAUCGCCGCCACCUCGGCGGGCCACCGCCGGCGACCGGCCGCCGUGCUGGCUGGCUUCCUUCCAUUUGUUCUUGCUGCAUUAGCUUGAUUUACUACAGUUUUACACAGGCUUUUCAUUACGGUCAUUCUUGGUGUUAGUAAUUAGUAAAAUCCUUUUGUACUGAUGGUACAUUUCAGCAUAUAUACCGAGAUAAUUUUUCACAAACUUGAUGUGCUCACACAGUGGUGAUGACAUUGC